UUUGCUCGCGUGCGGUUCGGUCCCGAAACCUAGACCUGGCUGUCUAUCUCAGAACUAAUUUCCCCGUUGUUGCUGGUCCUGAAAGUCCCCGGUCGUCGUUUUUUCGUCCGAGUUUGGGGGAGCACGUGUGCAGCCAGCAAUUUUUAUUUUUGCGGGCUACCUUUUUUUUUGCGUGUGGCUGCUGCAGAAGCCUUCACCGAUAUCCCUCCGGUUGUUGUCGAUUCGAGUCCGUCUCCCGGUGCGGUCGUUUGGAUUGUGGGAACCAAACCCAGUGUGGCUAACAGCCGCAGAGUUUGUGUGUGAGCUCGAAAAGCUCGGCCCGGGAGUGUGAAUAAAUGGAAAGUGUGCAUCAUCGAGUUAAGAAUCCCACUGGAAUAAGAUGAAAGCUGAAUCGAGAGCCGAUGGAGUAAAUAAAUAUUUAUGAUAAGGAAGUAAACAUGCAGCAAUUCAACAGUCAUCAACAUUCCAGUUGGCCAACCAUCGAAGUCGUUCGCUGCCGUAUUAAAAUAAUUGCCAACAAGUGACAGCGCUGCUGCUGUUAGAGAAAGUUUUACCAACAGCUAGUAGUGGAAUAAGAAGAGCAGAACCACCACCCACUCAGAACGGGAUAAGUCGGAGGCAGCAAUAAUGGUGUUGGAGGACGAUACCAUUUUCGAGGUGGAUUAGAGUGUGAUAUUGCUGGAAUAGAGCAGAAGAAAUAUAAGUAGUGCCACUAUAGCGUUGUACGGUUGUAGAUUCGAAAAUAGUUGAUUCCCUGUAUACAUAAUUAAUUGCCACGUGGCCUCGAGCGAGCGAAAGGUGUGAGGGAGGAUAGAAGUGAAACGAGAAGAUACCUCAAAUUGGGUAAAAAUCGAAGAAAAGUUUAGUUUACCGGUCUCAUUGCGGGGUAGUUUCCUUUAAGUGUUGUGGUGGCUCCAGAGAGUGAGAAGUGUUGAGUUGAUUGGAUUCGACCGUCUGAGCGAUAAAGGCAGACCGGUCAUAAAACGAAAACUGUUGCUGAGCUGGAUAGCGCAUUUGGUGGAAGCGGAAAUCCCAAGAAGAAGAAAAAAGGCCGGGCCAAAACGGCCUUCAAUAGUAGCACCACGUUUCGAGGAAGUCUGUCAAGUGCGAAAAAGUGUUUGCGAUUAACCUAAUCAAGUUUGUCGUGAAAAUGUGGAAUCGUCUUUCGCCAACCAAUUCCAAUAAACUGUUGCUCGAACAUGGUAAUAAUAGCAAUAUUAGUAGCAAUACCACCAACAACAAUAUCAUCACCUCCAGUGUCCAUCCCAGCAAGGCGAGUGCCGCCAUUGUUGCCGCCUUUUCCGCAGCCGUUAGCCCCUCCAUUGUUGCUACCAAUAAUACAACCACCACCAUCAACAACAACAACAAUAGACCCAAUAACCCAACCACCAAUAAUAACAACAACAACACGACCUCUACCAACCCCAAUAGUAAACAUUCUGCCAUCUCCACUACCAAUAAUACCAAUACCAUCACAACCAAAACCACUACCAGUAACAGUAGUAGCAAUAACAAGCCCAACAAAAUCCUCUCCAUCGACAUGGAAAUCCGUAUACAGAAUAAGUGUAUUUCAGCAUAGCGGAUCACUCUGGAGGGACCGGAACCCCCCUGGAGGCAAGGCCCCCUCAAGGUGGCAUUCCUGGGGGCCUCCGGCGUUGGAAGGACCAGUGUCCUGCAGCAAUUUUUCAAACAUGACUUCCCGAAGAGCCACGUCCGGACCAGUCGCCGCACGAUUUACCGAAGCUGUCUGGUGUGCGACACCUGCAUCCGGGAGCUGAUGGUGUUCGAUGUGCCGCCCCAAAGGCGCUUCCCCGCGGACAAUCUGGCCGAAUGGAACAACGGCCACCCACUGGGACUCCGGACGGUUCAUGCCUACGUGCUGGUCUACGACAUGGGAAAUCUCGAAACGUUCCAGUACUGCCGCAAUAUGCGUGAUCAAAUUUUAGAAAGCUUUAAUCAUCGUGAUUUUAAAAUUAUGGUUGUGGGCAAUAAGGUGGACAUGGUAUCGGAAAGUAAUCCACACACUCAGGAAUUAAAAGACAUUUCCACCCUGGUUCGUAAACACUGGCGAUGUGGUUAUGUGGAGUGUUCGGCGAAACACAACUACAAAGUCGGAGACAUCUUCCGGGAACUGAUGGGCUACCCGGUGUGUGGCACCGCCCCCCGUUUGGAGUUCCCACAAUCUAUUAGAUCCAAAAAUCGCUGUACAAUUCUCUAGUAGUGGCUGCCGAGGCCAUUGUUGAUUAGCACUGGCAACUGUUGUUGUGGAUGAUGGUCCGAUGACAACGUGGAAAUCCGGAAGUAGAAAUGGGAAGCCACGGAAACCAGCCAAACCAUCAUUCGGAGACAAAGACGACGACGACAACGCGUAUCGAUGGUUGUUUGCCGAGCAGACGCGUCUAUUAAUCACCGACUAAAUGUAAUGACGUUCCCCCAAAAACAUGCCGAAGGAGAACGCGCACAAUCUUUGAUGAGACAUUGUGAUGAAAUUCAUGAGUGAGAAUAUCGGAACCGGAAGCUACCCAGGAAGAUUCGAAGCAGAAAGCAAUCCCGCCGGAGCGUGAAAUUGAAGGCUGCUGGAUCGUCUUCGUGAAAGACGAACGUUAGAUUAAAAUGACAGAUAUUAAGUAGAAAUUCGUACACAGGCAGAAGAGCAAAACUCGUGUUGACUAUUGUUACAAACGGUAGGAAUAUCUCACCACAUUCAUUACACUUUUGUGUCGUUGGAAAUUGAAGACCGUAGACAUAGGGGUGAAAAAGCAGAAGAGGGGGGGGACAACACUUAAUUAUCCAUCUAGAUUCUUAUACAAGCUAGAGAGACUGUUUUCCACGACACACCCAUCUUACACUCUCAUGAUUUAUUGUGCUCCAUAUCUUAAUCGUUUCCUGAUAUCGUCUCGGGAAACUGACAGAGUAAUGCACAUAAAUAAGGGAAACCACAUUACAUACAUUCAUGGGCAGGAUUAAAUUAUUUCGAAACCACAAACAAUCAGCAAAGAUGUGUUGUGCAAAAUAUUAAUCGGUGAUAAUCAUUCAAUAAUGCUCAUAUCUGGAACGAUUCA
This is a messenger RNA of Uranotaenia lowii, 3062 nucleotides long. RefSeq names its product ras-like protein family member 10B. The record is from RefSeq and is a predicted model, not a curated record. NCBI's taxonomy places the organism in Eukaryota, Metazoa, Arthropoda, Insecta, Diptera, Culicidae. The transcript has 7 exons. Gene Ontology annotation, molecular function: GTPase activity; GTP binding.